Molecule: messenger RNA, 3099 nt
Organism: Sinocyclocheilus grahami
Lineage: Eukaryota; Metazoa; Chordata; Actinopteri; Cypriniformes; Cyprinidae
Exons: 9
Source: RefSeq, a predicted model, not a curated record
GUGUGUUUGGUGCUGAUGCAGAUGAAGUGAAGUCAGUGAUGGAGGGAGAUUCUGUCACUCUGAACCCUGAUCCUGCUAAAAUGCAGGAAUUUAUUCUGAUACUUUGGAGGUUUGGAGAGAAAGGUUCCACCAUUGCUCAAAUCGAUGGAAAUUAUAUCUCAUAUCCUAAUCACACUGAGAUAUUCACAGACAGACUGCAGCUGGAUCAGACUGGAUCUCUGACCAUCAAGAACAUGAGAACCAAACACUCUGGACUCUAUAAACUACAGAUUGAACACAGCAAAGGGACCCCAGAUAAGCAGACAUUCAGUGUUACUGUCUAUGAGUCUCCAUCUGUUAUUGCUGGGGGUGAAGCUGAAAUGAAGAGCGUGUCAGUGAAGGAGGGAGAACCUGUCACUCUUCAUGUUCCUCAACUACAAGGAGAUGUGCUGAUAGUGUGGAGGUUUGGAGAUGAAGGAAAACUCAUAGCUAAACAUGAUAUAGAGGCCAAGAGCUCACCAUUAUAUGAUACUGAUGAGAGAUUCAGAGACCGAUUGAAGCUGGAUCAGACCGGAUCUCUGACCAUCACAAAAACCAGAACCACAGACUCUGGACUUUAUAAAGUGAAGAUCAGCAGCAACAAACAGACUUUAUACAAGAGAUUCUCUGUAACUGUCACUGUUCCAGAUUCAGGUGUGUCUCCAGGUGCUGUAGCAGGGAUUGUUGUUGUUGUUCUGCUGGUGGCUGCAGCUGUAGCUGUAGCUGCUGGUGUGAUGUACUACCGUCGUCCCAGGACCUCUAAUCUACCAAUCCAAACAUUGCCAGUAACUGAGGGAGAAUCUGUCACUCUAAACCCUGAUCCUGAAAUACAGACGGAUGAUGAGAUACAUUGGCUGUUUGGAGAUAAAGACACUCUCAUAGCUCAGAAGUUCAAAAGAGAGACCAGAGAGCAUUUAAAUGUGACUGAUGAGAGAUUCAGAGACCGGCUGGUGCUGGACAAGGAGACAGGCUCACUGACCAUCAGUUGCAUCACAGCUGAACAGAAUGGACUCUACACUCUGAAGAUCAGAAGAGGCAGAGAAACCUUAUACAAAAGAUUCAUUGUUUCUGUCAAUGAUAUGGAGGAGUACAUGGAUCAAAUUCAGAAACGUCAUGGCAGUGUGUUCGUAGAACCGGCUGAAAUGAAGAAAGUGUCAGUGAAGGAGGGAGAAACUCUCCAAUUAAGCAUUGAUACUGAAAUUAAUUCAGAGGAUGAGAUGCUCUUAAUGUUUGGAUCAAAAAUACACCCAUAUGAAAUUAUAGCUAGAUUCCGUGACCAGGGCAAGGAUAAAUUUAUAACUACGUCUAAGAGAUUGACAGACAGACUGAAUUUGGAUUGCAGUGAUAUUCUCACCAUCACUAUCACAAGCAUCAAUGUCACAGACUGUGGAGAUUAUUUUGUACAGAUCACCGACAAGCUAAAUAAGACCGUCGAGUCAUUCACGUUCACUGUUGUUCCCGAUGGUGUGUUUAGUGGUAAAGUGAAGUCCGUGUCAGUGAUGGAGGGAGAACCUCUCAUUCUAAACCCUGAUCUUACUCCAAUAAAGAAAGCUGAUCUGAUAGUGUGGACAUUUGGACAUGAAGGCAGGCUGAUAACUAAAAGUGAUGUAAAGUACGAGAUGGAGAAAUUUAGAGACAGACUGGAGCUGAAUGAUCAAACUGGAUCUCUGACCAUCACAAAUACCAGCACCGCAGACUCUGGAUUUUAUGAACUAAAGACAAUCAGAAACACACAGGUCCAGUUCUGGAGAUUCAUUGUGACUGUCAUUGAUGAAGAAGUGAUGAAGCCAGUGGCGGAGGGAGCAUCUGUCACGCUAAACACUGAUGAAUCUGAAAUACAGCCAGAUGAUCUGAUACUCUGGAAAUUUAAAGACAUGAUUAUAGCUAAAAACAAAGAACUCUGCUCUGAACUUGAUGAAUUCACAAGACUGAAGCUGGAUCAUAAGACUGGAUCUCUGACCAUCAAGAACAUCACAAUCACAAACUGUGGAUAUUAUACACUACAGAUCAUCAACAGAGAAAGAACUAAAAAUAAGAGAUUCAAAGUUACAAUCAAGGCUUUACUUAAAGGUGACUUGUUGGACAAUGUGUGUGAUGUGGAAAUAAACAUGUAUGAUGAAAGCGAGGAUGAUCAGAAUGAACAUCUCCGUCACAUCAACAUCUGGGCUCCAGCUACAACAACAACAAAAAAAACAAGUUUCUGCUUUUAUGUGCCAGACAGUGAAAGUGAGAAAUGAAUUUGAGCUAUUAAACUCUCAAGUAAAAGCUUCUUUGGUUUUAGAUAAACAAGGAAACAAGUUGAUAAAGACAUUUCAUAAUUAAUUUAAUAAUGUUACACUUCAUACCUCUUACUCUAUUAACAUAAUACCAGUUUGACUCUUACAGCUUUGUAACAGCAAGUUUGGUUGUAGUCAGUGUCAUAUAAGCAUUUUAUGUGAUGUUUUACCACAGCAGUAUUUCUCUAUCCAUAGUGUGUGCUGUUUUAUAUAAUUAAAACCACUAUCAGUUAAAUGUUCAUAUUCAGCAUUGAUUAGAAUGUGUUUUAAAGCCAACAUCACAUGACCACCUCGUCAUGUGUAGAAAUUCAUCAGACUGUAUAUAAUAGACACACAGUUCAGAAACAUCUUUGACCGUCCAGAACCACAAUCAGUGUUGCUCAACUAGACAGAAUUUGACAUGUUUAUUGUAGAAAUUAAUGCAAAGUAAUGCAUACUUUGCAUUUAAUGUCUAAUCUGAAUAUGAUUGUUUUUGUCUUCUAAUCUGAUCUGUAAUUGUAACUGUGACCUGAAUUUAUAGUAUUUAUACUGAAGUUAGCCUUAGUGCACUUAUAGUAAAAAAAGAUAAAGGCUUUUGCUCAACUCUAGUACUUAGUGAUAUGAUACCACAUUGUGCCGUGCCUUUGCUACUGUUUUAUUGCCAUAUGUAUGUAAUUUUGACAAAAGCAUCUGCUUCAUACGAUAUUGUGCCACUAAUCUUAAUGUUUAAUCAUUCAGUGGACACACACUGAUACAGCUUUUGCUUCCUAACAACUGUUUGAACACAAAACGCAUGAAAAUGUAAAUACACAUUUGAAUGGGGAUG